AUGAUCUCUUCGAGCACGGCGUCGUCUGGGGGAUCUGGUGCGAAUGCACCUCACCUGGCGAAACAGACGCAUUUCGUCCGAGAUGGCUCUAGCCUUCUGCUGGAGUUGGCACAUGUGCAAAUUCCCAGGCCGGAUUACUACUGUACGGUAGAUACGACGUCUUUCAAUUUCCAAAGUGAAUUCGAUAGAUCUCUUUUGCCGCCGAACCAAUUUCCCUUUCAGUGGACAGCAUCUUAUCAAUCAGUCGCCGGUAGCACGCAGCCGAUGAGUGCUGGAAGCACUUAUCAUGAGUUUCAGCUGCAUUGGCAGCUGGAACUCGUAGAGGAAUUGGACUGA
This is a messenger RNA of Soboliphyme baturini, 336 nucleotides long. NCBI's taxonomy places the organism in Eukaryota, Metazoa, Nematoda, Enoplea, Dioctophymatida, Soboliphymatidae. The record is from the annotation of a GenBank genome assembly.